GCGCGCACACGCGGUGCGGGCAGCCCUUAUAAAUUCUCCCUCUGCCGGCCCAAGCCCGCGAUGUUGCUCUCGGCCGGCGAAAGGGUCUCUCUCUCGCUAGGGCAGGAGCGGCGAGAGGGGCGGACCUGGGGCUGCGCUUCAAGCCGGGGAGGAAGAAGUCCUGGGCAGCACCAAGAAAGCACCUACUCGGGGGAGGAAGGUGCCAAGCAAAGGAGGAGGAGGAGAAGAAGAGAGGCUGCCUGGAAGACUCCAACUCUUGCAGUCCACUCGAAAGGAAAAAAGAAAGAGGUUGGGGAAGGAGCAGCUCAGCUCGCUUGACUGUGUCUUGGGUUUUUCUCCUUCUUCUCUCCUUUUGUUUUUUAAUUGUGGAAGAGGAGGGAGCUCCUAGAAAAGUCGGGCAGCCAGAAGUAGCCAGAGGAGAAGAGGGAGACUAGCUGGCUGCUUGGGGAGCAGCAGGAGUAGCAGCGAGAGGAGCAGCCCGCGGGCCCGGGGAAAAGGAGGAGCAACUCCACGCGGGUGCAGGAGACGGCGGGGAACCCGGCGCAGCCACCUUAAGGCGCCCGGCCGCGCGCCCCUGGCACGGCUCGGCUGCUCCCCCGGCGUGCGCGCACACGCAUCCAAACAAACACGCACACACGUGGGCGCUUGCCGCCUCCCAGCGCGCUGGGGCGCCGGCCCCUCGGCCAAAGGGGGAGCUGCGGACUGUCUCCGGCAGGAGGAGGAGGAGGAGGAGGACCGGGGGGCGGCAUCCCCCCUGGACGGGCUUCCCUCCGACUACCAGCCGGUGCCAUCUCACUUGAGGAGCGCGAGAGCUCGUGGGAAGCCGGAGAUCCGCGUCUCGGAAGCCCGCAGUUGAAUUGGUGGCCAGUUGCCUCUCUCUUUCUCUCCACCCGCCCAAACCCCUUCAGCUCUCUAAGAAACUAUUGACGUGAUUAUUAUUAUUAUUAUUAUUAUUAUUCUUUCGGGUUUUUUUAUUAUCAGUAUCGCCCCUCUUUUUUUUUCCUUCCUGGUGGAAGCGCAGCUACCGUUGCUGAUUUGCAAUCUGUUUGCUGUGGUGGUAACAACCUGCUUAAAAAGAAAAUCUUUGCAACCUGUUGCAGCUAUUUUCGAAAAAAGAAAAACCGCUCAUCAACCUGUUGCAGUUUUUAAUAAGAAGCGACUGCCGGGUUGAACUUGCUGCUUCUGCUGCAACGCCACGGCUGCUCGCAAUCGUGCGACCCAAAUCCCAGCAUUUUGGAGGCCAGAAAUCCGGUGCAAGCUACUGUUUGGACUAGCGAUCUGUUGCAUUCUUCCCCUCUCUCCAAAAUCUAUAAUAUAUAUAUAAAUUCUCAGCCUUAUUCUCACGCGUCCACAUAAGCAAGAAGACCGGAGGGGGGAGGGGGGAACCGGUCACUUUUUGGGGGGUAGGUGAAAAGGUGAAGAGUGAGAAAACCUGCUUUUUGGUGCUUUCUCUCUCAACCUUCCUAAAAAUGCACUGCUACCUUUGGAGCGUCUUCCUCACCUUGGAUCUGGCCACGGUGGCCUUCGCCCUGUCGACGUGCAGCACCCUCGACAUGGAUCAGUUUAUGCGCAAGAGGAUCGAAGCGAUCCGGGGGCAGAUCCUGAGCAAACUGAAACUCAACAGCCCUCCGGAAGAGUACCCGGAGCCCGAGGAGGUUCCUCCGGAGGUCAUCUCGAUCUACAACAGCACCAGGGACCUGUUGCAGGAGAAGGCGAACCACAGGGCAGCUACUUGCGAGAAGGAGAGGAGCGACGAGGAGUAUUACGCCAAAGAGGUUUACAAAGUAGACAUGCAGCCUACUUUCCAGUCCGCAAAUCUCAUCUCAACAAACCACCCCAUCCCCUAUUUUAGACGAGUGAGAUUUGAUGUCUCGGCGAUGGAAAAAAACGCUUCCAACCUGGUGAAGGCAGAAUUUAGAGUCUUUCGGUUGCAGAAUCCAAAGGCUCGUGUCUCGGAACAACGGAUAGAACUGUAUCAGGUUCUGAAAACCAAAGAUCUAACAUCACCUAUGCAGCGCUACAUUGAUAGCAAGGUAGUUAAAACCAGAGCUGAAGGCGAGUGGCUAUCUUUCGACGUAACUGAUGCAGUACAUGAGUGGCUCCACCACCGAGACAGGAAUCUUGGAUUUAAGAUAAGUUUACACUGUCCAUGUUGCACAUUCGUGCCUUCAAAUAAUUAUAUCAUCCCAAAUAAAAGUGAAGAGCUAGAAGCAAGAUUUGCAGGUAUUGAUGACUACUACACAUAUCCCAGUGGUGAGAAAUCUUUAAAGCCCAGUAGGAAAAAAAACAGUGGGAAGACCCCACAUCUUCUGCUAAUGUUAUUGCCCUCCUACAGAGUUGAGUCGCAACAGUCCAGUCGGCGGAGGAAGCGUGCUCUAGAUGCUGCCUAUUGUUUUAGGAACGUGCAAGACAACUGCUGCCUGCGCCCAUUUUAUAUUGACUUCAAGAGAGAUCUGGGAUGGAAAUGGAUACAUGAGCCUAAAGGAUACCAUGCAAAUUUCUGUGCAGGAGCUUGUCCUUAUUUAUGGAGCUCAGAUACUCAGCAUAGUAGAGUUCUCAGCUUGUAUAACACUAUCAACCCAGAAGCCUCUGCAUCUCCAUGCUGUGUAUCCCAAGAUUUGGAGCCCCUCACCAUCUUGUAUUACAUUGGAAAAACGCCCAAAAUCGAACAACUUUCUAACAUGAUCGUAAAGUCUUGCAAAUGCAGCUAAGGGAUAUUCUGAAGCAGCACCAGCAAGUGCAUUGGAAAAGAAAGGAAGAAAACAAAACAUAAGAGGAAGAAGAAGAAGAAAUGUAAAGAACACAUAGGGUCAAGCAGUGAUUUAAAAAAAAAAAACAAAGGAGGGAAAAAAAGCGGUACUAGUCCAAAUCGUUUGAGAGUUUGUUUCAUUGUUUUGCGUUUUGUUUUCAAAAAAAAAACACCACACACCAUCAUCUGAAGCAAAAACCGUGAAGGCCUUAUCCUACAUUUCAACUACUUGGUUAGUGAGAUAGACAAGAAGGAAUUUUCUUUUUUUAAAAAAAAAAAGCAAAAAAAAAAAAUACUAACAAGAAAGAAAAGAAAAUGAAAAAAAAACCUUUUAAAAAAAUAAACACUGGAAGAAUUUGAUAGAGUUCUUAUGUGAAAGGAAAAAAACAGGAAAAAUAUCCCAUUCAGUGGAGUUGCUGUAUCUGUUCCGUGGCUUACUUGACCUCCGUGUUACGCCAUAGAUGCUCUACCCAUUCCCUGUAGUUCUUAGGAAUUAACAGCGCAUUAUUUAUUUUUGUGUUAUAUGAUCAAAUGAGGGGGCAUGUCAUUACCAUUGGGGAGGGGUGGGGGGAAUGAGGGAGCAAAAAAACAAACAAAAAACGAGCAGACCAAAUAAACUGCAAGAAACCUGGUUUCAUUCCUUAGAAACCUGAGCUCAAAAAAAGAGAUUAAAAAAAAAAUCCUGCAAACCACGAUUUGUUUAGCUCAGUUAAAACAGUAGUUCGCUAUUUUUCAGGAAGUCUGCCUUAAAAAGAAAAAGUCACAUACACCGUUGUUUUUCUUGCUGAGAGCCUAUGCAAAGCCUCGCACCAUUUGUUUUUAUACCGAAAACCUUAACAAUAAAGGACAUUUUUGUUUCAGUCUCAAAGACAAGUCUAUUAAGAUUCUUUUAAACAUAUAAACAUACCACCACCAGUGACUGUAAAUGAACUAAACCGUCAGUUUAGUAAACCAGUGAAAUAUUUAACAUGUACUGGUCUAAUCUUCAGACCCUAAUACGUUGCUGUAUAGCUAUUGCUUUGGGAUUGUUGGUCUGUUUUAUUUGUGUGUGCGCGGGAUUUUCUUUUGUUUUUUGUUUUGUUUUGUAUAUGUAACCGUACCUAUAGUAUUACAAUAGGUGGGUAGUAAGAAGCCAGCUUAAUUGGAAACAUAUCUGUAGAUCUCUAUUGUAAACUAUUAAAAAAUUAAGUACUUUA
This is a messenger RNA of Podarcis muralis (Common wall lizard), 3945 nucleotides long. RefSeq names its product transforming growth factor beta 2 (gene TGFB2). Gene Ontology annotation, cellular component: extracellular region. Gene Ontology annotation, molecular function: cytokine activity; transforming growth factor beta receptor binding; growth factor activity. Gene Ontology annotation, biological process: transforming growth factor beta receptor signaling pathway; regulation of cell population proliferation. The record is from RefSeq and is a predicted model, not a curated record. Lineage: Eukaryota; Metazoa; Chordata; Lepidosauria; Squamata; Lacertidae.